Galeopterus variegatus (Sunda flying lemur) is the source of this 1202-nucleotide messenger RNA. RefSeq names its product peroxidasin-like protein. The record is from RefSeq and is a predicted model, not a curated record. Gene Ontology annotation, biological process: response to oxidative stress. The transcript is spliced from 7 exons. Bases 1 to 897 code for a protein of 298 amino acids. Gene Ontology annotation, molecular function: peroxidase activity; heme binding; protein binding. Lineage: Eukaryota; Metazoa; Chordata; Mammalia; Dermoptera; Cynocephalidae.
AUGAAGAAGACGAAGAAAACUAAGACAGAGAUGGGAAUGAAGAAGGGAAAAGAGAAGGACGGAGUGUUGUACGGCUCUCCAGGCGACAUCGACCUCUGGCCUGCCCUAAUGGUUGAAGACUUGAUCCCUGGUACAAGAGUGGGACCGACACUUAUGUGCCUCUUUGUUACCCAGUUUCAGCGGCUAAGAGAUGGAGAUAGGUUUUGGUAUGAAAACCCCGGAGUGUUUACCCCCGCACAACUCACCCAGCUGAAACAGGCGUCAUUGGGCCGCGUGCUUUGUGACAACGGUGACAACAUUCAGCACGUCCAGGCUGACGUCUUCGUAAAGGCAGAAUACCCACAGGAUUACCUGAGCUGCAGUGAGAUACCAAAGAUUGAUUUGCAAGUGUGGCAAGACUGCUGUGAAGGCUGUAGGAGCAGAGGACAGUUCAGAGCAUUCCCAGCACAAUCUCGGAGGAAACGCUCUGCUCGGUACAGCCAUCCCAACAAGGAAGGCGUGGACGUGAGUGAUCUGAUAAGUAGGCAACAAGAUAACUUAUAUGCAGAUGAAGAUUCUAGAAAUUUGAUGCUUCUGGCAGAAACAAAGUUCGCCCAGGAUUUCAGCAAUUUUGCAUUGGAAAUUCAGAAAACCAUCUCAGGGCUCAGAGACCAGAUCGCCCAGCUGGAGGCGCGCCUGAGGCGGGCGGGCUGCACGGACGGCGCGGGCGUCCCGAGGAAAGCGGGGGAGCGCUGGCUGAAGGACUGCGCCGCCUGCGUCUGCGAGAGUGGCCAGGUCACAUGUGUGGUGGAGGCUUGUCCCCCGGCUCCGUGUUCCAGUCCUGAAUAUGUGAAAGGAACCUGUUGUCCAGUUUGCAGAGGUGGAGGAAUGCCGGCCGAUUCCCCAGAGAAACACUAGCAAGUGUCUUCUACUCUUAAGCCCUGAAUGGAGAAUUUCUCAGGAAGAGACACUUAAGACUUCAGCAUUUAACCUGUAGUCACAUUCUUGAUAUGCAAACCACUGAUUUAAGAGCAAGGUUGUUCAUUUAAACCUUAGACACACCGAAGACCUUUUUAUCUUUUCAUUUUCUAACAUGCCUUGAAAUAAUGCAAAACUAAUGGCUAUAAAAUGCAUAGGAAUUAUUUUGUCUUAGGAAACAUUUCUCAUUGUAAGCCAUCAGUUCUAUAUACCAUAUGUGGAAAUAAAGAGAAUAUAUAGUGUAA